Centropristis striata (black sea bass) is the source of this 2488-nucleotide messenger RNA. Its product is annotated as chloride anion exchanger-like. NCBI's taxonomy places the organism in Eukaryota, Metazoa, Chordata, Actinopteri, Perciformes, Serranidae. Bases 1 to 2178 code for a protein of 725 amino acids. Gene Ontology annotation, biological process: transmembrane transport. Gene Ontology annotation, cellular component: membrane. The record is from RefSeq and is a predicted model, not a curated record. The transcript has 19 exons. Gene Ontology annotation, molecular function: oxalate transmembrane transporter activity; secondary active sulfate transmembrane transporter activity; chloride transmembrane transporter activity.
AUGGUGACUUUGAGGAAACAAUAUGUGGUGGCCAGACCUGUGUACUCAGAGGACAGCUUUAAUGUAGAUUAUGAGAAAAUCCACAGGCAGCGCAAAACCACCCUGGACCAUGUGAAAGAGUAUCUGACCUGUGAUUCAAAACGUGUCAAGAAAGCAGUCCUCUCUCUUCUGCCCAUCAUUGGCUGGAUGAGGAUCUACAGAGUUAAAGAGUGGCUGCUGGGUGAUGUGGUGUCCGGUAUCAGCACUGGAAUGGUAGCCAUUAUGCAAGGACUGGCCUUCUCUCUGCUGGCCUCGCUGCCUGCGAGCUACGGCCUCUACACAGCUUUCUUUCCCAUGCUAAUAUACUUCUUCCUCGGUACUUCAAGACACAUAUCUGUAGGCUCCUUCCCAGUCUUGAGCCUGAUGGUGGGAGCUGUGGUAGUCCGUCUGGUUCCAGAUGAAGGACCACCUGCCAACAUCACUGACUUUGAGGGCCUGGACCGAGACCAACAGAGAGUCCUGGUGGCUUCCUCUGUGACCUUCCUAAUGGGGAUUUUCCAGCUUGCCAUGGGUGUUCUGCAGGUGGGCUUUAUUGUUGUGUACCUGUCUGACACUCUUGUGGCCGGCUUCACCACAGCAGCUGCUGUCCACAUUCUGGUGUCCCAGCUCAAGUUUGUGUUAGGGUAUAAUGUUAAAAGCUUCACUGGUCCAUUCUCCAUAAUUUGGAGCUUGGAGGCAAUCUUUGUCAAAAUCACCUCCACCAACAUCUGUGACCUCGUGAUGUCUAUAGUGAUCAUGGUGGUGGUGUUCAUUGUGAAGGAGCUCAAUGACAGAUACAAAGCCAAGCUACCUGUUCCCAUCCCCAUUGAGGUUAUCAUGACUAUCAUAGCAUGUGGCGUGUCCUUUGGCUUCAACUUCGAGACAAGAUUUGGUGUUGACGUUGUUGGCAAAAUGGUUAGCGGGUAUGAGUCUCCCUUGCCUCCCAAUAUGGAAGUCUUUGAGGAGAGCGCUGUGGAGGCCUUUCCUAUAGCCAUAGUGGGGUUUGCUGUUGCCUUCUCUGUGGCCAAAGUCUACUCUAUCAAACAUGACUACACCAUUGAUGGGAAUCAGGAGCUCAUUGCCUUUGGUGUUAGCAACAUAUUUGGUGCAAGUUUCAGGUCUUUUGCAGCCAGCACAGCACUAUCCAGGACAGCUGUGCAGGAGAGCUCAGGAGGCAAAACACAGCUUGCAGGGCUGAUCUCAGCCAUGAUGGCGAUGAUUGUAACUGUGGCACUCGGCUUCCUGCUGGAGCCACUUCCCAAGUCUGUCCUGGGCGCCUUAGUCAUUGUGAACCUGAAGGGCAUGCUGAUGCAGUUCAGAGAAAUCCCAUACUUGUGGAGGAGGGACAUACCAGAAUGUGUGGUGUGGGUGGGAACAUGUCUAGGUGCCAUCCUGCUGGGACUGGAUCUGGGUCUGGCGGUGGGCUUGGGGGUGGAGCUGCUCACUGUCGUCUUCAGGACUCAAUUCCCCCGCUGUUCUGUCUUAGCUAACAUCCCAGGGACUGACCUCUACAAAGAUUGCAAAGAUUAUCUACAUAUUUUUCAACCAAAGGGUGUAAAAGUCUUCAGGAUACCCUCACCUAUCUUCUUUGCAAAUAUUGAUUUCUUCAGGAACAAGCUUGCAGAAGCUGUUGGGUUUAGCCCCAUUAGGGUUUUGAGGAAGAGAAACAAGGCUCUCAUGAAACUCAAGAAACUGUGGCAGAAAACGGAUGACAACAUUGCAGAGGAAGGCUGGAGGGGCUCAUACCGCCACACAGCUGAUGAGUAUUGCAUGAAAGGUGAGGAGUUGGAUCAGCCCACUGACUUCAAGGACCUUCCUUUCCGGAUGGACUGGAACGCUGAACUUCCCGCGCACAUCAGUGUUCCCAGAGUGGACCUCCACAGCCUGAUCCUGGACUUCUCUGCUGUCUCCUUCCUAGACAUCUCUGCUCUGAAGGGACUCAAAACGGCACUCAAAGAGUUCAUCCGUAUUGAUGUGGAUGUCUACAUUGUUUCUUGUGAUGUGUACAUCCUGGAGAAACUACACAGCUGUAUGUUCUUCGAUGAGGAGAUUCUGACCUCCAUGUUCUUCCUGACCCUUCAUGACGCCAUGCUGCAUGUACUUGAAAAACACAAGGAGGACAAAGGUAGAAGCUGGUUGUUAUCAGAUACCAAACUCUAGAAGAGGAACUGUCUCCAGGAACAUCCUUCAGAAAAAGACCAUUCAACCACUAACUACAUAUAAUUUCUGUUAAAUAUACUGUACCAUAUAAUUUACUGUACUCACAAUACCACUACUACAGCAAAAUUAAGAAAACAAAGAUUUUGUAUAUUGAGUAAGUUUUAUUUUGAAAUACUCGACAAAGUCUAUUAAAGUUCAUCAUGUGAUUUUAUAGUUGAUCCAGUUGUCACAUGACCUGUUACUACUGUAGUGUCCUUUUUUGCACUCUUCCUUUUAGUAGUGCAAUAUUUCCUAAAGAUUAAACAAGCAU